CGCCCCUCCAGGAGACCCUCCCCCUGGUUCCCGUAAAGUCCCGCGGCCCGGCCACUUGGAGGUACCGUCUCCUUGGUCUCCACCUUUGCUGGACUUCACCCACUCUACCAGCUUCUCCAGAGAUGGCUGCCCAGUGUGUCACGAAGGUAGAGUUGAAUGUUUCCUGUGACAACCUUUUGGAUAAAGAUGUAACAUCAAAGUCGGACCCUUUAUGUGUGUUAUUUUUGAACACAAGUGGCCAACAGUGGUAUGAGGUUGAACGAACAGAAAGAAUUAAGAAUUCCUUGAAUCCCAAAUUUUCUAAGACAUUUAUUAUUGAUUACUACUUUGAAGUGGUCCAGAAAUUGAAAUUUGGAAUUUAUGACAUUGACAACAAAACUGUUGAGCUAAGUGAUGAUGACUUCUUAGGAGAGUGUGAGUGCACCCUUGGACAAAUUGUUUCCAGUAAGAAGCUAACCCGACCCCUGGUACUUAAAAAUGGCAGACCUGCUGGGAAAGGGAGCAUUACGGUUUCAGCAGAAGAAAUAAAAGAUAACAGAGUGGUCUUGUUUGAAAUGGAAGCCAGAAAACUGGAUAAUAAGGAUCUGUUUGGAAAGUCAGAUCCGUACCUGGAGUUUCACAAGCAGACAUCAGAUGGUAACUGGCUAAUGGUUCAUCGAACAGAGGUUAUAAAAAACAACCUGAAUCCUGUUUGGAAGCCUUUCAAAAUCUCUCUCAACUCUCUGUGCUAUGGAGAUAUGGACAAAACCAUUAAGGUAGAGUGUUAUGAUUAUGACAAUGAUGGGUCACAUGAUCUCAUUGGAGCAUUUCAAACCACCAUGACAAAACUAAAAGAAGCCUCCAGAAACUCACCUGUCGAAUACGAAUGCAUAAAUGAGAAAAAGAGGCAAAAGAAAAAAAGCUACAAGAAUUCAGGUGUUAUUAGUGUAAAACAUUGUGAGAUUACAGUAGAAUGCACAUUUCUUGAUUACAUCAUGGGAGGAUGCCAGGUGAAUUUUACUGUGGGAGUGGACUUCACUGGCUCCAAUGGUGAUCCAAGGUCUCCAGACUCCUUGCAUUACAUCAGCCCCAAUGGUGUUAAUGAGUAUUUGACUGCCAUCUGGUCAGUGGGAUUGGUAAUUCAGGAUUACGAUGCUGAUAAGAUGUUUCCAGCUUUUGGCUUUGGAGCUCAGGUACCACCUCAGUGGCAGGUAUCCCAUGAAUUUCCAAUGAACUUUAACACAUCCAACCCCUAUUGUAAUGGAAUCCAAGGCAUUGUAGAGGCAUACCGGGCCUGUCUUCCUCAGAUCAAACUCUAUGGACCAACUAAUUUUUCUCCAAUUAUAAAUCAUGUGGCCAGGUUUGCAGCUGCAGCCACACAACAACAAUCAGCUUCCCAAUAUUUUGUGCUCUUGAUCAUCACGGAUGGUGUGAUUACUGACCUUGAUGAAACCAGACAUGCUAUCGUCAGUGCUGCCAAGCUGCCCAUGUCUAUUAUCAUCGUGGGAGUUGGAGGAGCUGACUUCAGUGCCAUGGAGUUUCUGGAUGGUGAUGGGGGAAGUCUCCGCUCUCCAAUGGGUGAGGUGGCCAUAAGAGACAUUGUUCAGUUUGUGCCUUUCAGACAGUUCCAGAAUGCUCCAAAGGAAGCACUUGCUCAGUGUGUCUUGGCGGAGAUUCCCCAGCAGGUGGUGGGCUAUUUCAACACAUACAGACUCCUUCCUCCCAAAAAUCCAGCCGUGAAAUAGAAGGUGCCGUGACACUUCUGUAGAAUUCUAAGCCUUAUGGAGCAAUGUCUUCUCUAACAGAGAAUUAUGUAUCUGCCUUCUGUGCUUCUUGUCCCUAGCAUUUGUGAUGUAAACCUAGCUUUUUGUACAUAUUAUAUGUUUAAAGCAUACAUUUCAGAUAUUUUGAGGGGAGAAAGUGCCAAGUUCAUGUCUGCCCCGUCAAUUCAGUGAUUGUUAGUGAUUUAUAGAAAUUGCAAGAGGGCUGCUUGAAUUAAUAUUUAAUAUGGGAAAAAUCACAUUUUUGUUGGUUUGUUGUCUACUUUGAUAAGAUAAAAAUGCCGUUUCAAAUGAUGCCUGUAGAGCGAGUGAGGAGUUGGUUGCUGUGCUGCUUGUAGUAAAUGUUUUGACCAGUGAAAAGAUCCUCUUGUAGACAAGCCAUUUUUAUUUGUCUUUUGAAAUUUUUUAUCUUCAUUAUGAACUGUCGCACACAUGGUCAAGUUUGGGCUUUCUGUUACUGGCUAAACAAGAUAGUCAAGAUUCUGUGGAAGUACAAAUGGUAGGUCAUCCCAGAGUCUGCAUUAUUAGUGUAAUUGGGGCUUGCUAAAGUGGUUAGGAUUACUUUGUCCAGGAAAGCUGUGAGGACCAGACAUUUAAGAUGGAAAUUCAGAAUUCCAGGACAGGCAUGAUGGCACAUCAUCCCAGUACUCAGGAGGCAGAGGCAAGAGGAUCACUAUACCCAACCUGGUCUACAUAGUGAGUUCUAGACCAGCCAGAGCUACAUAGUGAGACUGAGUCUCCAAAAAACCCAAAGAAAAUAAAAAAUAACAAUAAAAAAUUCAGAAUUUCAUUUCCUUCUAACUAGUGGCAUACUUGGGGUGGUGGUGGGGAGGUAGUUUUUAUAUUUUCUAAGGUCUUAUGCACUGAUUUGUGUAGAUUUAUUUAGGCAUUUUCACUUUUUUAAAAAUAGUACCUUGUUUUCUUUAAGCUUAUAGUACCAGUUAUUUAUUAAUCAAAAUUCCAUUUUACAUUUUUUUCCAAGCCCACCUGGAAAUCACUAUGUGGACCAGGCUGGCCUCAAUCUCACGGAGAUCCACCUGCCUCUGCCUCCUGAAGUCUGGGAUUAAAGAUGCAAACCACCACACCUGGCAUCCAUUUUACAUUUUAAUAAUGUGCUAUUUUUUAAGUUAAAAAUGUAUUCUGUUAAGCAUAAAAUCUGAUGUACCUUAAAAAGAAAAACCCAAAACUCCAUUUCUAACUGCUACAUUAGGAUAGAGUAUACUUAUGCUUUUUUUUUUUAAAAGAAUAAAAUUUAUUUUCUUAACUUUACCUCUUAGAGCAUAUUGCUUAGGGAGCAUCAUAUUUUCAGUAACAUUUGCCUGAAGAUCUGCUUGAAGAUCUGUAUGCCAAGUAUCGUGAAUAUCCAUAUAGUGGCCAGUUAUCACUAACAGUUUGACAUUUAAAAUUGAGUGUUUUUCACAUAUCCUUAAGUGGAUGUCCGCAGCACCAGUUAACAUGCCUGAGUGUUACUGAGUGCCUCCACCACGCCUGUGCUUCAUGCUGUCUGCAGUCUGAAGGAAAUGAGCUGUCAGCCAAAGCUUCGGCUUCUCAGAAGCAGCUUACUGCUGAGACCUGUCUCAGAGGAGAUCUACUUGUUAUAUUGGUUUCCUAGACCCAGCGAGCAGUUGCUUUGCCCUAGCUAGCUGGCUUCUGGGUAUGUGCUAGUAAUCUGGAGGGAUGCACCUGAUAGACUGUUCCUGCUACUGCAGGGUUUUUACAUUUUUUUCCACUGUGACUCUCUUUUACCCACAAAAGUUGGGUUCCUGGCAUCCACAACAGAGGGCUUACAACCACCUAUAACUCCAGCUCUAGGGGAUCAAUGCCUUCUUCUGCCUCCAUAGGCACUCAUUCUUGGCCACCCCCAGAGUUUAAAAUUUUUUUUUGAAGAAAAAAAAAUUAUGUUAAUACAAUUCAUUGCUAUACAUAUAAUUUUAUCAUUUAUUAAAGAUGAAAGCAAUUUAUCCUACUAAUGAAGUGGAUAUGCCUGUUUGUUUUGACAUAAGAAUUACAUCUUGGCUGAAUAUUUAUUUGUACUGCAGGAUAUAGAGCAUCUUCAAAGUAUUUCAGAGUUGGUUGAUAUUUUGAUUUGAUAAUAGUGCUAUGAACCCCUCUUUACAUAAACUCAUAGUACAAAAUGUCACAGAUAUGUUUAGGGCCUUUUCAUAAGUUCUUGGAAGUUCUAUCUUAUUCCUAAGCCAAAAUUCAUUUAAUGAUUUUUCAUAUGAAACUUAAGUCAGCAAUUUUUAAAAUGAGACAUUCUAAUACAAUACUAUAUCAAGAUAUAUUGAUUUGAUAUUUAUAUGCUUAGGAAUGACAGUAGGAAAAUACUGAAAGUUUCUGUUUUCUAUAUAAGUGCUUAUGCUGAGGAAAACUUGGUAUGUACAGUAAAACAUUGCAGUUUAAAUAUGUUAAGUAGUCUUGAGUCUAAGCUGCAGGGUUCAGGCAACAUUUAUUGUUGUGUGGUGUGAUGGCUUGAGUAGUGCAAAGUGCACCUGUUAUGUGUUUGGAAGGAAGGCUGUGGUGUAGUUGUGUGAUAAAACAGGGGCAAGCCCUGCCAGAAACAAUUUAGAUUCAUUACACAUUUGGUUUUGAAUUAAUUUGGGGCCUUUGGGGCAUUAGAAACCCUUGCUCUUGUCAGAUUUUUCCUGAUCAGUUAUGUGGCUCUGUAUGGGGUCAUGGCUCAGUCCUAGAACCUGAGCUCUACAUUAGUAGGCAGGUCAGUUAUCAACAGGGGGAAAGGAAACCGUUUUUUUUUUUUUUUUUGAAACUUUAAUUUCACAUGUCUCGAUUUCCGUUCUCUGUGUGCUUAGGAACAGCAUAGGAUGCUGCUGUGGUUUCAGGAUUUUCUUUUGCACACAUAGGGAGCUUUUAUGAAAAUGGCUUACAGGUUCUCAAUAUGUGGUAAAGCAAGGAGCAGUGGAGCUUCUCUGGCUUUGAGGCAGGUUUCACUGGGCCUGCUCCUCACCUUCUCCACCCCCAUAGGGUACCUGGGAGCUGUUGGUCCUCAUUCAUUGUUCCCAUCAGGCAGAUAGUGACUAUCCUGUCUCUUCCAUUUGGACUUUAACAAUUUUAUUUUCUGGUUUCACCAGAAUUUUACCUUUUAAAGUAUUUUUUAAAUUACUCAUCUUGAUCAGACAUAUCAGUAGAUGUGUUAUUCAUAAGAGCUGUGACUCUGAUAGGUUGAAGUAGAUCCAUCCAAAUUAUCAUUUUAUGGAAUUCUUAGUUUCAGCACUUGCUUUAUUUCAUGCUGCUUUAAUAUUGUUUUAUAUUAAAAUAUUCCUUUUCCCUAUUGUGCCUCUAUUUGCUCAAAUGCAUUUAAAGUAAAUGCAUUUGAAGUAAAAACCAAAUUUACUCUCAUACCUCUGUAAUCAGAUAUAUUACAAAUGUGUAUGUAAGUGACCAUGCCCUGGGUAGACUUCUGACUACAUGCACAUAUACUCAGAAAAUAGUAUUCUCACUGGCCCAGUCACCUCAUCUUAUGUUCAUAAUUGAUUUUUUUUUUUUUUUUUUUUUUUUUGGUCUUUUUGAGACAGGGUCUCCCUGUAGCCCCAGCUGCCUAAGACCAUUAAACAUUUAAGUCUGGUGAGGGGUUUGCAAGUGUUCACUUUGAGCAGUGCUUAGGCAGCCUUUCCAGAGUACGUUCUGGGCCCCCAUUGCUCAUUACACUGUGUUUUCACAUACUUUGCUCUUCUCAAUUUAUACACUUUCUCGAACAUCGUCUUCAAUAAGAAUCUCCUAGUCUGUUUUUUUUGUUUUCCAUAAAAAUUACAUGUAAGGGAAAUUUGCAAAUUAGAUGAUUUUGUAUUGCUAUGGAUAUCACAGCAUGUAUAUAAUACAUGAAAUUAUGGUAAAAAUACCUUCUGUGUGAAUUCACCUUGGAUAAAGUUACUUCUUGAUGCGA
Messenger RNA from Nannospalax galili (Upper Galilee mountains blind mole rat), 5661 nucleotides. RefSeq names its product copine 3 (gene Cpne3). Lineage: Eukaryota; Metazoa; Chordata; Mammalia; Rodentia; Spalacidae. Bases 123 to 1724 code for a protein of 533 amino acids. Gene Ontology annotation, biological process: cellular response to calcium ion; ERBB2 signaling pathway. The record is from RefSeq and is a predicted model, not a curated record. Gene Ontology annotation, cellular component: plasma membrane. Gene Ontology annotation, molecular function: calcium-dependent phospholipid binding; receptor tyrosine kinase binding. The transcript has 16 exons.